UUGCGGGCUGCUGUGCUGUUGCUGUCGUGGCGUGGCUGGUCGCGCCGGGCGGGGGAACUUCACCACACUGGAGCCCGGAGUCCCACUCUCUCACCUGCGCAGUUCGGAGCUGCCAUGGGUCUCUCGCCGGGAUUUACUGUCCUAAUGGUUCUGCCGGCCUUCCUGCUGCACACCAGCGGCCUUUACAUCGCCAGUAGCGUUGACUCCCUGCAGCAUGUCCUGGGGGAGUAUGGACUGGUUAGGCCAAUCAGUGUGGAUGCAGAGGGCCGCUUUCUGUCACACGCCAUCUCAGCCGGCCGCGUGGCAGGAGGGCAGUCCCGUAGGCGCCGGAGGAGGGAGGUAGGAGAAGGCAACAACGGGUGGGAAGGACCCGGAGCCGAGGAGGACCAGGACCACGCCACACGCCAGGAAAGGCUUUACUACAACGUCACCGUCUUCGGCCGGGAGUUCCACCUGCGCCUGCACCAAAACACCAGGCUCGUGGCUCCCGGAGCCAAGAUGGAGUGGCACGACGACGGCGACAGCAUCCGGUACUCGGAGCCCCUGCACGACGAGUGCCUGUAUGUGGGGGACGUGACCGACACGCCAGGGGCCACCGUGGCCAUCAGCAACUGCGACGGCCUGGUAAGCGCACAUCCCCAGUUAUUCCUCCUCCAGCGCUCACAGAGCUCACUAAAGAAGCGUCCGAGGACAGGAUGA
Molecule: messenger RNA, 699 nt
Organism: Menidia menidia (Atlantic silverside)
Lineage: Eukaryota; Metazoa; Chordata; Actinopteri; Atheriniformes; Atherinopsidae
Source: the annotation of a GenBank genome assembly